AUGAGUUUGACUACUGAUUUGAUGCAAUAUGUUCAAACUGUGGAUUACAUGGUUGUUACUUGCCGCUUUGUUGAUAAGGAUUUCAAGCUCCAAAAACGUGUCCUUGAUUUUUGUGAUGUCCCAGCACCUUAUACUGGAGUGGCUAUUGUUGAUGCGUUACAAACAUGUUUGGCUGAUUUGGACGUUGAGAGAAAAGUGUGGACAAUUACAGUUGCUAAUUCUUUUUACAGGGAUGUUGAUGUUAGAAUUCUAAAAGAAACACUUAGCUUUCAAGGUAGGCUUCCUUUUGCUGGAUAUGUGUUUCAUGUUAGAUGUUGUGCUCAUAUUGUCAAUACUUUGGUGCAAACUGGACUUAAGGAGAUUGGUCCAAUAAUUGAGAAUGUCAUAAACAAUGUUAAGUACAUUGCUGCUUCAGAGAGUCGAGUCAACAUGUUUUGGGAUGUUGCUAAAUAG
This is a messenger RNA of Linum trigynum, 453 nucleotides long. NCBI's taxonomy places the organism in Eukaryota, Viridiplantae, Streptophyta, Magnoliopsida, Malpighiales, Linaceae. The record is from the annotation of a GenBank genome assembly.